AUGAAAAAAUUAACUAAAAGUGAAAAAAGGUUGAAAUUAGAAAUGGUGGAAGUUAAUUCGGAAAAAAUUAUUUUCCAAACUAUUUAUCCGUGGGCUUUUUGCUUAAAUGCUAAGCAAGCAAACAGGUUAAAACAUUAUUUCCUUCCUACUAAUCCUCUUAACAUUCAAAAAUUACAAAAAAUAGUCCUAAAUUAUGACCUUUUAUCAAACAUCACUAAUGUCUCAUCAAUUGAUAUUCAGCCUCCCCAAUUAAGAGACUAUCAAUUAGCGGAUGUCAAAUUUCUAAGUCAGUUAAAAAGUGUCGCAAUUUUUAGUGAAAUGCGAACUGGUAAGACUCCCACCGCUUUAAUGACCUUUAAGCAGUGGCCGGAUACUUUUAAAAUUGACAGUUCUUAUUUUAAAAAAUUAAAAAAAAAUCAAGCAGUCAAUAUUCCUUAUUGCGUUAUUGUCGACGAAGCCCACUUUCUCCGUAAUCAUCAAUCACAGCAAAGCAAAAGCAUUUAUAUUCUCAAAGAUGCCCCUUUCAAAAUGGCCCUUACUGGCACCCCAGUCGUUAAUCGUUCCCCCGACAUAUUUGGCAUUCUUAAAUUUCUGGACCCGGAAACUUACUCUUCUUAUUGA
Molecule: messenger RNA, 621 nt
Organism: Ambispora leptoticha
Lineage: Eukaryota; Fungi; Glomeromycota; Glomeromycetes; Archaeosporales; Ambisporaceae
Source: the annotation of a GenBank genome assembly